GGCAAUAUUACUUCUUGAAGGAAAUACUCUGAUUUGACACUAGUAAAUUUCUUCUACAUACCAGCGUUUGAAAAAUGCAAGAUCCAAACAUGCUGCUAUCUGAGGAAACUUCAGUUCCUAAGCCACGUAGAAAGAAACCCUCAACCCAAAAGGCUUCCAAGUCACAACAAGGGCACAAUGUGAAAGGGUUUCAAGAACUGUUGCCCCCUCUUCCAACUCAAACGGCGAAGAAAGCCUCAAAAAGAGCAUUGAAGAAUGAAACUUUCCCAUUGUUCCAACAACCAGAGAACUCACCCUCUGAUUCACUGCCAGACUCGUCCUCAUCUGGAAACGAGUACAGGGCACUGAGAAGAAAGUAUUUGUUGCUGGAGGAAGAAAGCUUUGGGCUAGGGAGAGAGUUGGGAGAAGUUGAAGAUGAGGUCAAAACCCUUGAAGAUGAAAAGCUUGCACUCUUGGAUGAGCUUGUUGUGUUAGAAGGCCUCAUCGAUCCUUCAGAGUUGCAGUCGCAGAAGGGCGAGCGUUUACCAUAGCUCCUCCCAAGUUAGCUUCAGUUUUUGUUUGAUAACUGAAGUCUACUUUGAUAUGAAUGCAUGGACAUUUGGUAAACUUCAUGGGCAAGUUGUGUACCAACAGAAGUUUGUUUAUAUUUAGUAAUUACCCAAUUAAAUUGUUUAAACAUCCUAUUACUUGUACUCUGAUUGUACAAAAGUCAUGCCUUCCAGAUUUGCUCCCAAAUUUCUGCGACAUAUGGAAGAAGCAAGCAAAGUAUUUGUUGCUUAA
This is a messenger RNA of Camellia sinensis, 780 nucleotides long. The record is from RefSeq and is a predicted model, not a curated record. Lineage: Eukaryota; Viridiplantae; Streptophyta; Magnoliopsida; Ericales; Theaceae.